AUGAUCCUCUUCACGAGUCUCGUCUUUGCCCUACUCUCGAGCAGUAUGGUCCCUCUCAGCGUUCUCGCACAACAUCAAGUCGUACUCGAACAACCGGCCUCUAAACCUCCGCCAAGUCUCCCGGUUUCAAACGCAACAGAAUCGUUCUGGCUGAGGAGUCCUAGAGUUUUUCCCACCCCUGCACACGGCAGCGAAGGACCUCUGACCGUCGAUGCAGAUAUCUGUAUUAUUGGCUCAGGGAUCACUGGCGUAUCUGCGGCUUACCAUCUAGCCACACACUAUGCUAGUAAUAGUGCUCGAAAGGAUCCUAUCAAGACCGUUAUCUUGGAGGCCCGAGAAUUUUGUUCCGGUGCAACUGGACGUAAUGGCGGACAUCUUACGCCAUCUCCUUUCGAGGGGUUUAAUUGGCUCGCCAAGCUCUACGGCAAGACUGAAGCUGCUCGCGCUCUAGCUCUCGAGAAGUAUACUUCGGACAAGGUGUUCAGCAUCCUUAAAAAGGACAACAAGCUUGAGCACGUCGACUUCAUCCGAGGUGGUCGCGUGGUGUUGUUCUUUACUAUCCAGGAAUAUGAGGAGGCGCGAGCGGACUACGUCGCUGCCAAGUCUGCCGGCAUUGACAUGAGCGACGUGCAGUGGUUGACCUCAGAGGAGGCGCAAGACAGAUUUAAUACGUCGUAUCCCGCUGUGGUAAUUCCGGGCAAUAACCUUUGGCCGCUAAAACUUGUCAGCGUGCUUUACAAUCUCGCCGCAAAUGCAACAGACAACUUUUCUCUCUCGUUGCACACUCGCACUCCGGUCACCUCCGUCUCUGCUUCGGCCCUUACGUCUGGACGCCCCUGGAUCCUCAGUACGCCACGCGGACCGAUCUCCUGCUCAUAUGUCCUUCAUGCUACAAAUGCGUACGCUGCGCGACUCUUGCCUUGGCUGCACGGUCCCGAUGGCAUUGUGCCGACGCGCGGGCAGGUUAUUGCCGUCCGCGCGAACACGCCAAACGCUCUUGGCCGUACGGGCUUCGUCGGCAACGACGGCUUCGAGUAUUGGUUCCCGCGUCAAGCAUCCACUACCCACGCCGUCUUCGCAGACCAGGGGAGUGGCGGGCAGAAGGGUCAGCUCAUCAUCCUUGGCGGCGGGCGCGAGGCAACGAAAGACAGCGGUUACGAGUUUUACGAGACCGACGACUCGGUAGUCAAUCCAGAGGUUGGACGUGUGCUGCGUGCGUUCCUGCCGCGAGUUUUCCCCGGAAAAUUUGAUGAGGGCGUCGAGCCCGAAAUGGAGUGGACCGGUGUGAUGGGCUACACGAAAUCUCAUGAACCUUUUGUUGGACCAGUCGUCGACCGAUAUGGUACAAGCUCUUUAGGUACGUACAAGGGUCAGUAUAUCGCUGCGGGCUAUACCGGCCACGGCAUGCCGCGCGCCUUCGCCUGUGCGGAGGCCGUUGCGGGUAUGAUUGCGGCCGAUAUAGUCGGCGAGCGGUGGGUGCCGCCAGAGUGGUUCCCGAUGCAUUAUUUCACGGGCAAGGAUAUGUAG
Messenger RNA from Phanerochaete carnosa HHB-10118-sp, 1527 nucleotides. RefSeq lists its product as uncharacterized. Gene Ontology annotation, cellular component: cytoplasm. The record is from RefSeq and is a predicted model, not a curated record. Gene Ontology annotation, molecular function: oxidoreductase activity. The coding region runs from base 1 to 1527 and encodes 508 amino acids. The transcript has 7 exons. NCBI's taxonomy places the organism in Eukaryota, Fungi, Basidiomycota, Agaricomycetes, Polyporales, Phanerochaetaceae.